CAACCCAGGCUGUCACAAAGAGCGUCGAAUCAUAUACUUUACUCUCGGAACCUCUGAUACAAUCUAAGACGAGAUAGUGUUUAGUUUCGCGAAGCGAUUGUUUUAUCCCUUUGCGAGCUCUUAGUCCGUUUGACCAGGAAGCUUUGAUAGCCUGUGUCAAAGCGGGGAUCCUCACCCAAAAGGAACUUAAUUGACCUCGAGUGAAGAACAUUCAAAUUCUGGCAUGGAAUUCAAUCCAUUCUAUAACUUCAUUUUCAUGGAGAAUUGAGUCGGAAAUUCUCCAGAAUGCGCACUAAAACGAUGCUUUCGAUCGACGAGGAGAAGGUGAUGGGACAGGAGGAACUGGUCGAUAUCGAAGCGAAUACCCGAACACAUCUUGGCAUCAUCUUCACGCCCACAUCGGACCAUUCUUCUCAGUCUUUUCCUCCACAGAAAGAGGAGGCUACAGUAUUACACAAGUUCCUACGCUACCCAGCACCAGGAUCGCUCACCAUAAAAUCGACAUCAUGGCUAGACGGCGUGCGAGGAGUCGCCGCUCUGGGAGUAUACAUGUUCCACGCAAUGGGCUGCUGGGCACGCAUCGUUCCUGCUUGGCAUGCAGAUGCAGACCAAAAUAACAUCCUCCAAUUGCCUAUUCUUCGAACAUUUUUCGUCUCUGGAGGAGCGGCCGUCUCCCUCUUUUUCGUCAUCUCCGGCUAUGUACUCACGCACAGGUCUCUCCGCUGGAUGCGAGCCGGCUCAGCGCAUCGAGUUCCCCCAGCUGUGGCUUCCUCGAUGUUCCGUCGUGGAUUUAGAUUAUAUCUCCCGCCGGUUCUUCUGACGUUUUGCGAAAUGCUGUCAACGCGCUGCGGAUUUGUGCCGGGGUACAAUUUUACUUUUGUGCCGGAAUCGAGCUUCUUCGCUCAGUUCGUGGAUUGGAUUUCGGAAACAUAUCAUCUGAUAAGUCCUAUUUACAACUUCAAGCGUGCGAUGCAAGGAUUCAUCACCCAUCCGAAAUACGAUGCCGUGGUGUGGACGAUCCCGUUGGAAUUUUAUGGCUCGUUUGUAUGUUACAUUUUAUUGCUCAUCCUGGUAUGGAUCCCAAACGAUGGGGCGCGAAUGGGACUCGUAGCGCUGCUCUCCAUCUCCAGCAUGUCUAUGGGGAGCUGGAACAUCUUCUGCUUCUUAUCAGGUAUGCUGAUAGCGGACUUCAACCUGAGUCAAGAAGAGAACGGGACAGUCUCAUCAACUAUGCCGCGAAUUCGGGGAAUUGCAUGGACGGCGGUAUUCGCGACUGCAUUUUACGUCGCAGGAUUUCCGACACUGAUGGUUGGAGAGGCACAUCUCAAGCCCAUGCCAGGAUUCGAGAUUCUCAGGUCACUUACUCCGACAGCGCUGUACAUGCAGGACCACUCUCGCUUCUGGUGGUCGAUUUCUGGAGUCGCGCUGCUGCUGUCCAUUUCGCAACUUCCUCGCCUUCGAAGUAUUUUCGAGACAUAUUUCUGCCAGUACCUUGGCAAAAUCUCGUUUUCGCUCUAUUUGGUCCAUUUAUUUUCCCUCGUGCUCUUUGGUUUGAAAUUCCAAGAGUUUUUGAUGCGCGUUGCGGGAUUGCAACCGCAUGCAAAUACGUUGUUGUAUUGGGCGGUCUGUGGGGUUUGGUAUUUUGUCUUUACGCUGCUUGUUUUUGCUGUAGCAGGGCAAGUUGAGAGAUGGGUUGAUGUUCCUAGUGUUCGGUUUGCGAAGUGGUUGGAAGCAAAGUGCUUAAGUAUGUGUAGAGAUAAGCAAUGAGGAGAGAAGGACAGGACAGCACGAGUCUCGACAAUGAAGUUUCCUAAGUGACAUCCUCCGCGUAAAAUCAAGCGAGAUCAAGCCUUCAUUGCUGCUGCUUGAGAC
Molecule: messenger RNA, 1872 nt
Organism: Mollisia scopiformis
Lineage: Eukaryota; Fungi; Ascomycota; Leotiomycetes; Helotiales; Mollisiaceae
Exons: 2
Coding region: 286-1767 (493 amino acids)
Biological process (GO): polysaccharide biosynthetic process
Cellular component (GO): membrane
Molecular function (GO): acyltransferase activity, transferring groups other than amino-acyl groups
Source: RefSeq, a predicted model, not a curated record